AUGUCCCGUCGCGUUGAGUUCGAUUUGAACGUAGAGGAACACGUUGAGCGUCGACGCAACAACACCUUCUCCGGUAAAUUUUUCGCAAAUGUUUUUUUAAUGUUCACGUUAAAUUGUUUGUGACAGGACAGUUUCACAGCAAGUGUUAAAAUAAUCUACAAAAAUGUGAGCAAACCAGUAUUCUGUUAUCAUGUUUCAGCCGAUGAAGAUGGAGUUCCGAAUGAGGUUGCCGACUACUUGAUGUACUUCUCGAGAAUGAUCGACGAGCAGAACGUUCCGGAAAUUCUGACUCUCUAUGAUCAGGCUUUCCCAGAUCUUACCGAGAGGUAAUUUUGAAUUAAAAAUGAGCGUAUUGUGAUAAUAUGGCACUGCAGAUUCUUCCGCGAACGCAUGUGGCCCGACGAACACAUCGUUGAGCGCAUCAUCGGCCCAGGCAACAAACUCUUCAUCAUUCUCUACAAGGAGCUCUACUACCGUCAGUUGUACGCUCGCAACUCCCGUGGACCUCAACUCGUUCAUCGCUACGAGUCGUUCAUGAACUACCAGGAGCUGUUCUCUGAGCUGCUCUCUAGCAAGGAUCCUAUCCCGCUUUCCCUCCCGAACGUGUGGCUCUGGGAUAUCAUUGACGAGUUCGUCUAUCAAUUUCAAGCAUUCUGCCUUUACAAAGCCAAUCCAGGAAAAAGAAACGCAGACGACGUUGACGAUCUGAUUAACAUCGAAGAGAAUCAGAACGCGUGGAACAUCUAUCCAGUUCUCAACAUCUUGUAUUCGCUCCUGUCUAAAUCUCAGAUUGUCGAGCAGCUGAAAGCUUUGAAGGAGAAGAGAAACCCGGAUUCGGUCGCUGAUGAAUUCGGACAAUCAGAUCUUUACUUCAAGCUCGGCUACUUUGCUCUCAUUGGUCUUCUAAGAACUCACGUUCUACUCGGAGACUAUCACCAGGCUCUGAAAACUGUUCAGUUCGUAGACAUCGAUCCAAAGGGAAUAUACAACACUGUUCCGACGUGCCUUGUAACUCUUCACUACUUUGUCGGAUUUUCGCAUCUCAUGAUGAGAAACUACGGAGAAGCCACAAAGCUUUUCGUCAACUGCCUUCUUUACAUUCAAAGAACAAAAUCUGUGCAGAACCAACAACCGUCGAAGAAGAACUUUCAGUACGAUGUGGUAGGCCUAUUUUUGACCAGGGAAUGUUUAGAAUUUGAAGUUUUCUUCAGAUCGGAAAGACCUGGGAUCAACUCUUUCAUCUUCUCGCGAUCUGCCUGGCCGUCCAGCCACAGAGAAUCGACGAGAGCAUCGCUUCGCAACUUUCGGAACGAUGUGGAGAGCGAAUGAUGCACAUGGCGAAUGGAAACAUCGACGAGUUCAGAAACGCCUUCUCUACCGGGUAAUUAACCUCAAAUCUCAUUUAAAAAAAACGAAAUCUUGCUGUUUCAGAUGCCCGAAAUUCUUGUCGCCGACGACGGUCGUCUAUGAGGGAGUGAAUCAGUCGAAAGAACCACUUCUCCGUCAAAUGCAAUCGUUCUUGGAGGGAAUCGAAUCUCAAAUGGCGCUUCCAGUGCUCCGAGGAUAUCUCAAGCUGUAUAAGACGCUUCCAACAAAGAAAUUGGCUUCUUUCAUGGACGUCGACGACGCAAAUUACGAUUCUUUCCUCGGAAAACUCUUGACCUACAAGGUACCUUUAAAAACCUGGAAUGUUUUCAACAACUUCUCCUUUCAGAUGAUUGUGAACGAGCUUGGAAAGGAAAGCGGGCCAUCGACGAACGAUGAAGAGGAGCCGCAAACCGACAUCGACUUUUACGUUGACCGUGAUAUGAUCAACAUUGCCGACACGAAAGUGGCCAGACACGUCAGCGAACACUUCCUCAGACACAUUCAAAAGUUACAAGAAGUGCAGGACAUUCUGCAGAGACUCGAAGUGAAAGCCUAA
Messenger RNA from Caenorhabditis sp. 36 PRJEB53466, 1924 nucleotides. The record is from the annotation of a GenBank genome assembly. NCBI's taxonomy places the organism in Eukaryota, Metazoa, Nematoda, Chromadorea, Rhabditida, Rhabditidae.